UCGAGGCUAUCUUGUGCAUUUGCGCCCCGAAACAUGGCGCUCGGCUGAGUAAUCUUCGACUGUGUUUAUUAAUCCAUAUAUAAACCUUCAAGGCUGAAGCGGUCACCUUUGAAAGCGCUCUGUAAACCCUAAUGCAUUGAAAUCUUUAUUACGGACUUACAAUGUGGCAAUUAGGAGUUUGGGAAAUAUUUGGAAUUGUUUUAGUUUCAUUGUACUUCGUUGCCUCUCUACUCCGCCGAACACCAGGAGAGCAGCGUACAAAACAAGAAACAUCCAAAGAAUCAAAAGACAAGAAGCGAUUAGAUAAAAGCUGCGAUCGCGACUCAGAUAAGGCAGGGAAAGUGAUAUUGAAUAACGAAGAUGCGGGUAAAGGACUUCGCGAGGAUGAAGGGCAAGAAGAGACAAGUACUCAACAUGUUUUGCAAGAAUCGAUUGCGACUUCACAAAUCACUAAAAACGUACCUUGCGAGAUAACAGCAAAGCUAAAUGCCACAAAGUCUCCGAGCACAUCUGACGAACUGAUAGAUCUAGAUGGCAAUUUCAGUAGCGAUAAGAGUUACAAAACUAUCCGUAGUUCCGGAGAUGAAGAAAGCCUUGAGAUUUCUUAUGAUUUGGAAACUCAAUUUUCAAGCGAUUAUAAGAUCUCUGAGGCUUUAGCGGAAGUGGGGCUACGAAUGCAUAAAGACGGAAAACCAAGCACUUCUUGCACUUCAGAGGGAUUUAAUUCGUACAAGUCAGAAGAGGAUGAAAAAGUCGUUGAAGAGGUUUAUUUGUCGGUUAUGCAAGACAAACCGUUGGAAAAACAGACAGAAACCCCGAAACCAGAAUCUGCCAAGAACACGAGCGAGUCUGAAUUAGAGGCCAAUUCGGAGAAUGCUAGACAUGCAUUGCAAAUAUCGAAUUACGCUGAUUCUCUCGUCAGGGACACAACGAUUAAAGCGGUUAAAGAUGUGCAGACUUAUGCAUUUGCUGAAGACCUCUCUAUUGACAUUAUCGGAGAUGCUAUGAGUGAAAUACCGCAGACUGACUCUGUACCUUCCUCAUCAUCAUCAUCUGAAUCAUCAGAAUUAUUACACGAGAAGCAGCUAGACAUAUUUGUUGAUGAACUUCUCAAAGAGGUUAUUGAAAAUGCUGUAAGUGAUGUCGAGCAAAUAAAAGAUUUUGCCAACAACCUUUCAGAUAUCAUAUGUGCUGACUCAACAAUUACCGUUAUUACAGAAAGAAAACUGAAAGAAGAAAAUGAAGCUCUUGAAAGGAGUAGUUACUUAAAUGAUAGGCCCAGCAGGUUAAGUGUAGCUGAAGUGGAACAUUUAGAUGCAGACGAAAAGACAACACAACCCUAUUUCCCAAGCAAUAAUAAUCAGAACACCCAAACAAAUACUCAGCAAGGCACUAAAGUGCUUAAUAAUAAUUAUGAGGUAAUAAGCAGUGAAACUGUUUCCUCCAAGAACGACUCACCAGGGAUCCCUGAGAUAAGGGAUUUUUCAGCUGUUAGCAAUGAGAAACCAGUAGAACUAACAGAGCUCACAGCUGGGGAUGAAACAGCUGAGGUGAUUUUUAAACAGGGAUUAAACCCCCCAGAUAGUGCCUUAGAACAAGAAGAACAAACAGAUCCAAGGGCUGGAGAUAAUUUUUUAGAAACUACACAAAACCGAGGUCCACAGGGUCUUGAUUUCCAAUCUGGGGAAAAUUUCGAGUUAAAUUCUCAAGAUGAUUUAAGGAAUGAGCAGAAGAAUAAAAUUGAGUUUACAAAGCCAGUACAGCAGCCUGAAAAUGAUGAACUAGAAACACUUGAAGGACCCUCUGUCCAAGUCAAAUUAGAUGAAGAUACUGAAUCAAAUGCACAAUACCAGGAUGAGACUGGUCCCCCAGCCCAUGAAGAGCAUGAAGGGGUGGUACUCAGGCAUAAAGCUGUAGACAAAGUGUCUGGGAGUAGUGAACGCAUCAGUUGGAGAGACAGUCUGAUCUUAGAUUUGGAGAAUGACCUGGAGGAGAGCCUAGAGAGUGGAUCAGAGCUUGGGUCCCCUGUAUCACCACCAGCUCAACCAGCAGGGAGAGAUCUGUCAGAAGAGAGUGAUGAAUUUAUAGACUCAGAAGAAGAUGAAGUUAUUGAUCAUGCUGCUGAAGCGCAACUAGGCGCUGUUGGGGGCUCUCAUUCUCCUAAUGAGGAUAUUGAUAAUGAUGACUUUAGUAGUGAUGAUGAAGACUAUGAUAAAGAUGAUGACAAUGAUAAUGAUCAUGUUUUUGACCCAAAACUUACUGUUGAUGGACUCUGCGUCAGCAAGCCAAAAGAAAAGGCUCCACUUAAAUCAGUGGACUCACACUACAACAGAGCGAUCGUGCUGGAUAAUGGGUGUGGCAUCUCAAAGAUAGGUUUUGCUGGUGACAGAGUACCUCGGAUCAUACAGCCAGCUGUUGUUGGGAACCCUCAGAGGUUUUCCAUGCUUAUUGGAGAUAAUGUAAACGUCAAGGACUACAAGAAAUAUGGUGAUGCAGCUGUUGCUAAGAGUGGGGUCAUGCAUCUCAGUUAUCCUAUGCAUGCUGACAAACUGGAGACCUGGACAGAUGUGGUAGAUCUGUGGGAGUACCUGUUAUAUGAUGAGCUUGAUAUUGGAGAGGGUGAACACCCUUUUAUCGUCACAGAGAUUGCUAAGAACCAUCCUAAAAAUCGAGAGAAACUUACUGAGAUUCUGUUUGAACAGUUCAGCGCUCCAGCGAUGUACUUAGCAGAUCAGCUGUCAUUGUCACUCUAUGCAUCUGGAAUGACAACUGGAGUAUGUCUGUCAUCUGGUUUCUCAUGCACCCAGGCAGCAGUCAUUUAUGAGGGCCACACCUUGAAUCACACUCUGCAGACACUAGAAAUUGGAGGGCACCAUUUGACAGAGAACUUGAAGCAGUACCUUAGAGAUCAAAGGGGUCAUAACUUCACUUCUUCAUCUGGCUGGCAGAUUGUCAACGAUAUCAAAGAGAAAAUUUGCUACCUUUCCAAAGAUCAUCUCAAAGAGGUGCAUAAUUACAAGACCAAUGAAGGGCUGACCAAAUUCUACACUUUGCCUGAUGGCCAGAUGAUCAGCAUUGGCUAUGAGUGUAUCUCCUCCAUGGAGCCCCUAUUCAGACCCGACCUGCUUUUGCAAGCAAAUGACACCAUUGCCUCCCAGCCACCUGUGUAUGAGCUGAUAUCCCGAGCCAUCAACAGGUGUGACUCGGAGAUACGCGACCACGCCCGACACCACGUGACCAUAUCUGGCGGGACAACUACGGCACAAGGAUUCGUCCCGCGCCUGCAGAGCGAACUCAAACAGAUAGAACCUAAGAUCAAGAAGCUGCGCGCCCCUGAGCACCGCAAGUACUCCGCGUGGAUCGGGGGCUCAAUUCUCGGCAGCUUACCGACCAUGGACUCGCAGUACGUAACCGUGGAUGAGUACGCGGACUCGGGACCCAGGAUCGUGCACAGGAAGUGCUUCUGAAUUAGAAUACAGGAAGUGCUUCUGAAUUAGAAUACAGGAAGUGCUUCUGAAUUAGAAUACAGGAAGUGCUUUUGAAUUAGAAUACAGAAAGUGCUUCUGAAUUAGAAUACAGGAGGUGCUUCUGAAUUAGAAAACAUGAAGUGCUUUUGAAUUAGAAUAAUCACUGGCACAUUGUCAUAGUAACCAUGUAAAAUGCUAUUUGUCACAGUGAAACUGUAAAACAACUGGCGGGUACAGAGUUCCGUGGUUCCAAAAUAAUGCCCUCGAUCUAAUCAGAUAAAGCUUUUCUAGGAGCAGACAGUUGAGGGCUUGGAAGACUGGAUCACUCUUUGUAAAACCCUGAACCCGCCACUGCUUUUGUAGACUUUGGGUAGAUGUAAUACGAAUGAUUGUUUCAUAUAUGCUUUGCUACUUCCAAAUUUCAUUUCGCUCCAACUUAAAAGUGCCCUGGUUUCAAAUUAGCGUCAUCAUGGAUUGAAUCUUAUGGGCUGCUCCCCUUUGCAUCAGGUAUUACAAAACGCUUUUUUAGCUGUAAGACAAGUAGAUUGUCAGUAUUUGCCACUAGAAUGGUGAUAAGCUAAUGGGGUACACAUGCUAAGCCCUCAGGUUCUGUAAUAGAAGUAGUUUUCUUUUAUCUAAAAGCACAGACUAAACCUGGCAGGUGAUGCAAAGUAAAAUGAAGUGUAUCUGUUCAAGCCCGAAUCAUCCCUUAUCACAGCACUGCUUUUUGGUAUUUACAUACAUUUACAGGCAAGCAAAUACUUUAUAAAUUGCUUCGGGCUAUGAAUAUAUAUGUUUUUUUUUAUUAGGUAAAACACUAACAAUUGUAGAUAAGUAAAAUGAACGCACGAAUUGCAAGUAGUGGCCGACGGUGAAAUUAAAAAGGCAGAAUAAAAACUCUUAGAUAUUU
Nematostella vectensis (starlet sea anemone) is the source of this 4377-nucleotide messenger RNA. Its product is annotated as POTE ankyrin domain family member J. The record is from RefSeq and is a predicted model, not a curated record. The transcript is spliced from 6 exons. Bases 162 to 3467 code for a protein of 1101 amino acids. Lineage: Eukaryota; Metazoa; Cnidaria; Anthozoa; Actiniaria; Edwardsiidae.